This is a messenger RNA of Hansenula ciferrii, 1281 nucleotides long. RefSeq names its product OSBP family protein. Gene Ontology annotation, biological process: exocytosis; maintenance of cell polarity; piecemeal microautophagy of the nucleus. Bases 1 to 1281 code for a protein of 426 amino acids. Gene Ontology annotation, molecular function: oxysterol binding. Lineage: Eukaryota; Fungi; Ascomycota; Saccharomycetes; Phaffomycetales; Wickerhamomycetaceae. The transcript has a single exon. The record is from RefSeq and is a predicted model, not a curated record. Gene Ontology annotation, cellular component: intracellular membrane-bounded organelle; cytosol; membrane.
AUGUCAAAUCCUGCUUCUUCUUCUUCAUGGACAAGUUUCCUUAAAUCAAUUGCUUCUUAUAAUGGUGAUUUAUCUUCAUUAACUGCUCCACCUUUUAUCCUUUCUCCAACUUCUUUAGUUGAAUAUUCUCAAUUUUGGGGUGAACAUCCAGAUUUAUUAAUUGCACCAAAUUUUAUUAAAGAUGAUUCCAGCAAUCCUGAUGAAGUAUAUGUUGAAAGAAUACUUGCAGUUACAAAAUGGUUUAUUUCAACUUUAAGAUCUCAAUAUUGUUCAAGAAAUGAAUCUUUAGGUUCUGAAAAAAAACCAUUAAAUCCAUUUUUAGGUGAAUUAUUUUUAGGUAAAUGGAAUGAUUCAACUUCAAAUAAUGAAUUAGGUGAAACUAUAUUAUUAUCUGAACAAGUUUCUCAUCAUCCUCCUGUUACUGCAUAUACUAUAUUUAAUGAUCAAAAUAAUGUUGAAUUACAAGGUUAUAAUGGUAUAAGAUCUUCAAUUUCAACAACUUCAAUGAAUGUUAAACAAUUUGGUCAUGCAAUUUUAAAAUUUAAAGAUUUAAAUGAAGAAUUUUUAAUUACUUUACCUCCUUUACAUAUUGAAGGUUUAUUAGUUGCAUCUCCAUUUGUUGAAUUAGAAGGUAAAACAAUUAUACAAUCUUCUUCAGGUUAUAUAUCAAUUGUGGAAUUUAGUGGUCGUGGUUAUUUUAGUGGUAAAAAAAAUUCAUUUAAAGCUAGAGUUUUCAAAGAUUCUGCUUCAAGUGCCAAUAAAGAUAAUGCUUUAUAUACUAUUCAAGGUCAAUGGUCUGGUAAAUCAACAAUUUAUAAAGGUUCUUCAAGUUCAAAUUCUAAAAAUUCAACUGAAUUUUAUGAUGCUCAAGCUAAAAAUCCUGAACAUUUAAUUGUUAAACCAAUUGAAAAUCAAGGUGAAUUAGAAUCAAGAAAAGCUUGGUUAAAAGUUUCUGAAGCUAUUAAACAAAGUAAAUUUGAUUUAAUUCAUAAAGAAAAAUCAUUAAUUGAAAAUGAACAAAGAGAAUUAAGAAAAAAAGAACAAGAAUUAGGUAUUAAAUGGGAAACAAGAUGGUUUAAAGAAUUUAAUUUAAAAGAAUUAUCAUCAAAUAUUAAUGAAACUUCAGAUCCAUUAUUUAAUUUAUCUUCAAGAGCUAAUUUAUCAAGAAAAAAUGUUGUUAGUGGUACUUUAGUUGGUGAAAAAGAUGAUAAAGGUGAUGAUUAUAAUCAUUGGAGAUUUGUUAGAGAAAAUUGGGAUAAUGAAGAAGAAUAUAAAGUUUAA